Molecule: messenger RNA, 1675 nt
Organism: Panonychus citri (citrus red mite)
Lineage: Eukaryota; Metazoa; Arthropoda; Arachnida; Trombidiformes; Tetranychidae
Product: mevalonate kinase-like
Exons: 8
Coding region: 383-1534 (383 amino acids)
Biological process (GO): isoprenoid biosynthetic process
Cellular component (GO): cytoplasm
Molecular function (GO): mevalonate kinase activity; ATP binding
Source: RefSeq, a predicted model, not a curated record
AUCUAAUUGUAGUAAAUAUCUAAAUACAAUUAACGGAGAAAAUAAAAGAAAGGAAAGAAAGAGAAAAUCAUAAUUACGAAAACAAGUUAUCUCUUUUUCUUGACAUGCUCUUCAUUUAUUUCUUGUUUAUUUUUGCUCAAUUCUGAUUCCAUUUUCCUCCAAACAACAACUUCACUUUAUUAUUCAACUUAUCAACUGACCAUUUAAGAGGUAAACUGGGCAAUCCGGUAUUAACCACAGUAAUCAGGAAGUGAUUUCCAACUAAAUUAUCUUAAUUGUAAACCAUCACCAUCAUCAUCAAGAUCUAAACAACAACAACAAACACCAAACACCAAACAAAAGUGUUUUUUAAUCAUCAACAACAACAUUCGGUCAGUUUAUCAUGUCAUUAACUGUAACUGCUCCUGGUAAAGUGAUUCUAUUUGGGGAACAUGCAGUUUGCUUCGGAAAGGAAGCGAUUGCCACUGCUCUUGAUAGGAAAACAACCGUUGAAAUUGAUUGUUCAUCUCAAUCUGAUUAUCUUUGUUUAAAUUUGAUUGAUUUAAUUUUUUUCGUGAAAUGGCCAUUGAGUCAAUUGUCCAAAAUUAAAUUGGAAUUGGAAAGUUCAAUUAAAUGUGAUGAUGGUGAUAAUCAGGGAAUUGCUGGUUACCAUGAUGAUAUUGGAAAGAAAUUAUAUGAAAUUGUGCUCACUGGAAUUAAUUGUUCCAAUAAUGGUGACAUAAAGAACGACAUUGCCUCCAAAAAUGAUGUUAUUCUAUCGGCAAUUGAAAGCUCCAAAUCAUUUCUAUUUCUUUACUUUUCAAUGGCCUCAAGCUACUUAAAACAAGAGCAAUUAAUUCCUAUGGAGGUUAAAUUAUCUUCCAAUGUUCCAGUUGGUGCUGGUCUUGGGUCAUCUUCCGCUUUCAGUGUUUCCCUUUCCGGUGCUUUAUUGAAAUGUUUCCUUGGCUUCCAACCGGAUAAUCAAUUGAUUAACAAAUGGGCUUUCCAAAGUGAGAGAUUAUUUCAUGGAAAACCUUCCGGAAUCGAUAAUAAUAUCGCCGUUGCCGGGGGCACAUUAAUGUUCAAAGAUGAUUCUAUUUAUCCAUCAACUAAUAUGAGAUUAAAGGAAAUUGUUCUCGUUGACACUCAAGUUAAGAGGAAUACGAAAACUUUGGUCUCUUCGACAAUUUCAAGAAGACAAAUGUUUCCUGAAAUCAUUAAUAAUGUUAUGGAUGCAAUCGGUGAUAUUUCAAGGAAAUCAUGGCAAUAUUUAAAUGGAGAUGAUUCAUAUGAUUUUAAAACUUUGGUUGAAAUUAAUCAAUGUUUACUAAAUUGUCUUGGUGCUGGUCACUCGGCAAUUGAUCAAGUUUUAUCGAUUGCCAAGAAAUAUGGUUUCCAGGGUAAAUUAACUGGAGCUGGUGGUGGAGGAUCAGUAAUCAUCUUUAUUGAAGAUGUUCCAGGAGAAUCAGUGGAGGAUAUGCUUUAUCAGCUUAAUUCUAAUGGAUUUAAAGCGCAAACGAUUAAAAUUAAUUGUCCAGGGAUUUCAUUCCAAUGAAUCUUCACCCUCGGUUACUUCUUUCAAUAGAAGAACAUGCAAUUGAGAAUUGGCUGUUGAUUUAAUCAACUGAUCAAUUUCCCUAAAAUGACCAGGAUCAACAUGAAUAACCUAAAUUGAGAAAAUGUGACAAGGGAGAGA